CCGAAGUCACAAGCAUGAAACCUGUCUUCCCCUCGUUCCGCUCCUCUCCUUCCUCUUCCUCUGUUCCUCCUCUCCUCUCCUCUCUAUUUCUUUCCUCUCGUCAGAACCCUAAACAAUACUCUCCACCGGCCAAUCCCCAGGCGGAGGAGGCGGCCGGAGAUGGAAGACGUCAGCGGCGGCACACCCGGGGCGUGCUCCAAGAACAAGAAGCCGCGCCACCUGCUGACGUACCACCAUCACCCGUACCAGGGCCAGGGGCGCCACCCGCCGCCGCCGUCGCCGGCGUCCGAUCCGCAGCGGGAAACGCAGGCGGUGGUGCUCUACACUACGUCGCUCCGCGGCGUGCGCCGCACGUUCGCGGACUGCUGCGCGGUGCGCGCCGCGCUGCGGGGCCUCCGCGUCGCGGUGGACGAGCGCGACGUCUCCAUGGACUCCGCGCUCCGGCGGGAGCUCCAGGCUCUCCUCGCUGCGCGGGGCCGCGGCUUCUCCCUCCCGCAGCUCCUCGUCGGGGGCAGGCUCGUCGGCGGCGCCGACGAGGUCCGGCGGCUGCACGAAGCCGGCGAACUCCGCCGCGUCCUGGAGGGUGCCCCCGGGCAGGACCCGGCCUUCGUCUGCGGCGCAUGCGGCGGCUUCCGCUUCGCGCCCUGCCCCGCCUGCGACGGCUCCCGCAAGGUGUUCGUGGAGGCGGAGGGCCGCGCCCGCCGCUGCGCCGAAUGCAACGAGAACGGCUUGGUACGCUGCCCAAGUUGCUGUUCUUGAUCGCUCAGUAUAUAAAAUUUUCAUGUUAAUAGUUGUACAAGAACGGAAAGAUUAGAGAUAGUGGAGAGAGGCAAGAAAGGAUGAGCCGUUCUUGUUUUCUUGGGCUGGUGUGUGUUGUGGUUAUGCUCUCAGUUGGACAUUGAGUAUGUUGUUUGAGUUUUGGGAGGAGAAUGAAUCUGUUCUUGACCCUGCAGUUGUCAAAUCUGCAGCUCGUAGAUCGCACCUGGUGAUUAAGGUGUCAUCUCAUAGUACUAUACAUAUUUGUGUGUAUGAAAUCUUGAUAAACCUUAUUCAUGUUAGUAGUAAAAGGACUAAAGGAUUAGAGACUUCGAGUUAGUACAUAGUGGCAAGAAAGGAAGGGCAGUUCUUGUUUUCUUGUCUGUUGUUAUUGCUUGUGUUCCCAGUUGGAGAUUGGGUUGCUGUUAGUGUGUGGGGAGGAGAACGAAUGGGUUAUUGGCCCUAUUGUUGUUAUCACAAUUGGUGAUCAAGGUGCCAUGAUCUCAUAUAUAUACUAGUUUGUGUGUGAAAUGUAUAUUUUAAACAAGUGUAUGAAAUGUAUAUUGAUUAUUGAACAUUCAGAACCAAAGUUGGUUGGAUCAAUGUAAGUAAUGGAGGAUUUGUGUUAAAAUGUUAAUCGUUA
This is a messenger RNA of Phragmites australis (common reed), 1399 nucleotides long. RefSeq lists its product as uncharacterized. The record is from RefSeq and is a predicted model, not a curated record. NCBI's taxonomy places the organism in Eukaryota, Viridiplantae, Streptophyta, Magnoliopsida, Poales, Poaceae. Bases 160 to 759 code for a protein of 199 amino acids. The transcript has a single exon.